AUGAAAAUAAUGCUGUCAAUCUAUCAUUUUAAAAUUCUAAAAUACUCAGCAAUUAUUUUAUCCACCACUAGUGCCUCUUUACUUCUCUUCGAGACUUAUAGAACUAGAAAAAAAUUAAACUCUCUGCUAAGAACUAAUGUUUUAGAGUGCGAAAGAAAACGUGCUGACUAUAUAUUUAUUAAUGAUCCUAAUUUAAAAGAACAUUUGAUUGAAAUAUAUGGCGAGGGUGAUGAGUUUACUCAAGAGCCAGGACUUAAAAAAAAUGGCUUUGAAAUGCCAUCAUUUACUAAGUGGUGGAAAAAUAUUAAAAAUAAUUAUGCUUUACGCCUGAUCCACUUAGCACAUAGUGGUACAAAAUAUGAUAGAAUUCGUGCUAUCCGGUUGUUAUCAAAAAUGACUUAUUUGCAAGAUUGGGACUAUAGAUCUUUAGCUCAACAAUGUGAUGCACUAACUGCAGUUGGAUUAGCACGCUCUACAUCUUGUGAUUUUCGAUGGUUUUUAGAUCCACCAUUUCGUUAUAAAACUUUAGAACCUAAAAAGUUGAUACAGGAAUUGAGACUGUUGCUCAUAGCAUUAGGCCCACAUCCAUGUAUGCAAUCAUUUUUGAAUAAAAUGUUUCAUGAUUUCCAUGAGUUUGGAGAUUCUUAUGACAAUAGCAUAGAGUAUGUUCCAGGAACUCCACUGUUCAGUCAUGUGCAAGAUGCAAUGAAAUUAUGUGUUGACGCCCUGGUGCAUCUUUCUGUUAGACCAGGAAAAGCAAAAGAAUUGGUAGAAAAUGGAGCCUUACAAUUGUUAAUAGAUGUAGCACGACAUAGUAAAUCAAACACAGAAAUUAAAUCAAAUAUUGCUGAAAUAUUGUCAAAUAUUGCUAUUUAUGGAAAUUCUUUAAGUUUGGUGUACAGUUCUGGGUGGAUUGGUAUUCUGCAUCAAUGGUCUAUUGAUGAAGAUGUACGAUUAAGAGUUUGUGCAUCUAGAGCUCUAAUUAAUUUUGACGAGGAUGAUUUAGUAGGUGAUUACACAUAUCCAGCUAGAGUAUUUCCAUUAUAUCCCGUAAAAAGAUGUACGAGAAAACCAAAGUUAGAUGUUAUUUUUGUUCAUGGUCUUCUAGGUGGUGUAUUUAUCACAUGGCGUCAACGUGAUAUCAAAGAUGAAGCUCUGGGUCUUGUGGAAAGUAUGACCUGUGGUGGAAUUUGUGAUGAUUCUCAAAUGAGAAAGGUUACAGUACCUCCACCAAAGCAAGAACUCAACUUUCCUAAUGAACCCUAUUCAUUCUGUUGGCCAAUGGAUUGGCUACCAAAAGAUUUUGAAAACAUUCGAAUUUUAGGUGUCAAUUAUGAUACCUCCCUUUCCCUUUGGACAACUACAUCUUGCAAUUGCUAUAGUUCUAUGGGGUCGACACUUGAAGGGAGAGCUCAUGAUCUAAUGCAUAGACUAGUUCAAGCAGGAGUCGGUAUGGAUGGUCGGAAAGUAGUUUGGGUUGCUCAUUCUAUGGGUGGUUUACUAGUAAAAUCUAUGUUAGUUCAAUCAUUUGAAAGCCAGAAUGAAAUGUUAAGAUCUUUGUAUAAAAGUACAUCUGGAAUAGCAUUUCUUGGCACCCCACAUGAUGGAUCUAGUAUAGCAGCAUUGCCUGCUCCAACAGCAGCACUAUUAUGGCCAUCUAUUGAAGUGAAAGAGUUGAGAGAGAAAUCACCUAAACUAAGAGAGUUACAUCACAAAUUUCUUGAAAUAUUGGAUGAUCACAAAGUAGAAGUGGUUACCGUAUGUGAAGGAAAACCAACAUUAUUAACAGCUCUUAAGGUUCCUUUAGUAUUUGUAGCUCCACAAAGUGCUGAUCCGGGAAUAGGAGAUUUUUAUACAGCUCCAAGUAAUCAUUUAGAUAUAUGUAAACCAACUUCCAGACAAUCGUUCCUUUAUAAAAGGCUGCUAGGCGUGAUAAAAAAUUCUUUAACUGUAGAACACUAA
Molecule: messenger RNA, 1962 nt
Organism: Ctenocephalides felis (cat flea)
Lineage: Eukaryota; Metazoa; Arthropoda; Insecta; Siphonaptera; Pulicidae
Product: protein SERAC1-like
Exons: 1
Coding region: 1-1962 (653 amino acids)
Source: RefSeq, a predicted model, not a curated record